AUGUCACUGUCCGCCGAGGGCUCAAUCGAGGAGGCCCUCUGCCAAAGAAUGGUCUGGCAUGCUUCAACCAUUAACGGAGCGCCUGGCCUCAUUGCUCUCGUUUCUGAUGCCGGUAACUACGGUCCAACACUGACAGCAUUGGCUAGAGGCGGUUGGCGAAUAGCCAUAUUUCACCCGCCAGAGACCAGUUCAACGUUUCUUGAUUAUGCCGACGAGGCUUUUGCACUCCCGAUACAUCGUGAACAAAUCGAGGAGCAGGGUGUCACUAAUCUACCAUAUGUGUUGAACUUCCCAACGUUACCACCACCAGCCCGAGAAGACUGCGCCAUAACCGCCAUGGCACAAGAUUUGAGACAG
Molecule: messenger RNA, 357 nt
Organism: Ostertagia ostertagi
Lineage: Eukaryota; Metazoa; Nematoda; Chromadorea; Rhabditida; Trichostrongylidae
Source: the annotation of a GenBank genome assembly